AUGGGGAUAAAAAGUCAAAGAUAAAUACAUUGAUAAACUAUUUACAAUAAACGCUGCAAUAUUUAAAUCAAAAAAAUUACUUUAAUUUUUAACUUCACUGGGACUUUAAACCUUAACGUGGCUUUAGGUGUGAAAACAAAAAUAGUUUUUCAUGGACACCUUUUUUAAGUCUAUAUGUGAAUUAUCAAAUUCACUUAGGACGAUGUACGGAAUGAUAUUUUUGCAUCUUAUUUUUAUUAAUGAAUAACAUUUGCAUACAAACAUAAAUAGUCACCAAGUGAUGUACCUAAUCAGUGGUAGCCUGCAGUGUUCAAUAGUAAAGGAUAAUUUUAAAAUAUUUUUUUUCAGAAAGAGAUAUAUUUUUGCUGUGGUCCGUAAACAACAAGUGGGGUCUAGCAAUACCAGGUGGCAUUUUGUUCAAAUGUUGAAUGACUUAGUAUAAUAGAAGAAUUUCCCUUUGAGGUUAAGUUGCAUAUCGUUACUUUCGACCCCAUCGAUAGGGACGAAAGUAACACACCAAUAUAAGACAUAUUUUUUGUGUUUCUCUGGUUUUUAUGAAUUUAACUGAAUAUGACCUUGUUAAUAUGUAACUGCAAACAACUUAUGUCUUUUAUCUGUGCAAAAAAAAUAUUACAUCAUAUUUCAUUUUAAAUUUCAGUUUUAUCACACGUUUAAAAAAUAACCCGGUAGUACAAACUUUUAUUGUUUUGAAUAUUUUAUGAAUGGCAAUGUCAAUGCAUUUUAACAAACGUUUAAACACUUUGAACAAUAUGAAAAUGUAAUUAAAUCAGUGUAAUCUACUCACAGUUACUUUCGUUACUUUCGUUACUUUCGUCCCUACAGGAACUCCUGACAUUUAAACCCGAUUUACUUUUAUAAUGAAAAACUCUGACAAGGCAAACUUCAGGAUGUGUUACAGCAGUGAAUCACCUGUAGAUCAUGAUCAUUACUGUGACACAUGUAACGAGAAAUAAAACUUGUAAUUAGAAAAAAAGCACAGCUUCAGUAAUGUACUGCCCGAUUACCGUUUUCAGGCGUAAAGGAUGACGUAAUCACGUGAUAUUCGACAGCAAGGUCAAAGGUUGCGUAUUGAACGUGACGUCUAAGCUUGGAACGCAAACGUAGUCAUGGCACUGUUAGUUUCGUCCCCGCUCUCCCCUACGAGUAGAGAGCAUAUGACGUAUGUUCUCGCUCUCCAGUCAUUACGGUAACCGGUGAUCCAACAGUUGCGCUCUGUGUGUCAUGCAAUGAAUGAGAUAACAACAGUUGAUUUAAUCAACCCUGUGUGUUAUUACGUGUGUGAUCGACAGCAUUUACACAGAUAAUCACAGACAAAUAGUUUUUUUUCGAUUUCACAACAGUGAGGUUUGUUUAGUGAGUGCGCGGAUAUCGUGACCACGCGCAGCCGCGUAUUGCACACCGAGUCAACGUUCGUUCGGGCGCGUUUUGUGUGCAGCGGGUGCGCGCUGUUUAUGUGAACGGAGCGAGUCGUUGUUUGCUGAAAUAUAAUGACUAUGUCAGUCCAGGAGAAGACUUCAGGUGAGGAGAAGGAGGAAGAAAGCGAGGAUGAGAGCGAGAUUGUGGAGGAGAGUCCGUGCGGACGCUGGCAGAAGAGAAAGGAUCAGGUGAGUCAGGGAAAUGUUCCUGGUGUGGAAAGCGCCUCUCUCGCCAUGGACACUGAGGAGGGUGUGGAGGUGGUGUGGAAUGAGGUUAUUUUUCAUGACAAAAAGGUCUUCAAGACAGUAGAGGACAAAAUUAAGGAGAUGUUUGAGAACCUCAUGCAGGUGGACCACCCCAAUAUUGUCAAAUUUCACAAAUACUGGCUGGACAUUGGGGACAACCACGCUCGGGUGGUGUUCAUCACAGAAUACAUGUCUUCUGGCAGCCUGAAGCAGUUCCUGAAGAAGACCAAGAAAAACCACAAGACCAUGAAUGUAAAGGCCUGGAAACGCUGGUGCACACAGAUUCUGUCUGCCCUCAGUUAUCUUCACUCCUGUGAUCCUGCCAUAAUUCAUGGCAAUCUCACCUGUGACACAAUCUUUAUUCAGCACAAUGGCCUUAUUAAAAUCGGAUCAGUUUGGCACCGACUCUUUGUGAAUGUGUUUCCUGAAGGAGGUGUCCAUGACAAGAUACACCAACAUAGAGAAGACAAAAAAAACCUCCACUUCUUUUCCCCAGAGUACGGCUUACUGUGUAUAUAUUCUUUCUUCUCAGCAUGUGAGGAUGACUACGCCAUAGACAUCUUCUCCUUUGGGAUUUGUGCAUUGGAUAUGGCUGUGUUGGAGAUCCAAGCCAAUGGGGAUUCACUUGUGUCUAAGGAGGCCAUAACUAAUGCUGGCCAAUCAUUAGAAGACCCUCUCAUGAGAGAGUUUAUUCAGACAUGUGUAGGUCCCAACCCCAAGCUCCGGCCAAUGGCACAUGACCUGCUGUUUCACCGUGUGUUAUUUGAAGUGCAUUCACUGAAGUUGCUGGCAGCACACUGUUUCAUCAAUAACCAGUACAUGCUGCCAGAGAACUGUGUUGAAGAGAAGACCAAAUCAUUUGAUCCCAAUGGCGUCAUGGCAGAGAUUUUCCACAAAGAUCGUCCUCACGUUCAGCUCAAGUACUCUCAUGUUUCUCCUCUAGAACUCGACAAGUUUUUGGAGGACGUGAAGAACGGCAUUUACCCACUGAUGAACUUUGCAUCCGCGCGACCGCAUCCUGUACCCCGUGCCCUCACCAUGUCCCAAGAACAUGUGGAAACAGUAAAGACCCCCACACCUGAACCUCAAGAGGCGGAGACAAGGAAGGUGGUACAGAUGCAUUGUAACCUGGAGUCUAAUGACGAUUUGACUAAAAUUCAUCUCACCCUGUUCCUGAAGCUGGACGAUAAACUUCAUCGCCAGCUCAGCUGUGAUAUUGUGCCAACUGACAGUUCAAGAGAUUUGGUCAAUGAACUUAUCCAUUAUGCUUUCAUCAGUGAGGACGACAGUGACAAGAUUGUGGCGUUCUUGGAGGAUGCCUUAAGUCGCCACCGUGGGUCAGCGAAUCCCGUAACAACAAUAUGAACAACAACGGUCUGUUGCUAUGGCGAUGGACGUUGACAUGCCAUUGGAACUAGGAGGAAGGCCCAUCAGUAGAUAGAAGAGGGGCAGUAUAGGUAGCCAAUAAAGAAUUGGACCUGUGAUUGAAAGACAUGGCAUUGUUUCUAUGACAACAUGUGAUGGACAGGUUUGGGGGCCCCAGAAAUGCCGGUCUAAAGUGAUUGUGCUAAACUCCCCGUCCAGUAAUCCCAAGUGUCCUAUAGGAACUGUCCUUCCCACAAUCCCAUGGGGUGCUUUGGGUCUAAUCUGCGACGACACAAUUUACUCCUUCUUUUAGAGGUGUGUGUGGUAUAGUAAGUGUCCAUCGUGAGUAAUUGAGUCAGAUGAUAUAUAAGGGUGAAAAACAAUUUAGCUUUCAAUAUUGCCAUUCUUAUCACUUUUUACAAAACACGAUUUCAUGUGUUUCCGCAACAUUAACAAACCUAAUAACUUAAGGGUAUGAAAGAGUUACCUUAUCUGUGCCAUUAAACCAGAUGUGUUAUUUUUUAAGUAGAUGGGUAUAAACAUGUCGAUAGUUUAACUAUAUUUUAAGUUUAUAAUACCUGAAGAAAGCAGUCCGAUAACAUUUCCAUGCAUUUUGACUGCGGUUACGUGUGUUGAUAAGACCUAUGGGCCGGCCUCUUUGUGGCAUUACCAGUCACAUCUGUUAAACUGGAUGAUAUUAGUUAUCGUCGCAUCACGACACAUAUUGGAACGCAAUGAUAUUAUCUGUGAUAUUUUAACAUGACAGUUACCCGCAAUGCUAUCUUCCAAAUGCUUAUCUGAAUGAGGAUGCGAUAACCAAUGGUUUCAGACAGAAGACAAAAAACUGAUUGUACGUUUUUUGCAAUCAAAUGCAUUUCUCCACAAUCAGAAUGUUUAAAUAUGCAGCUGAAGUGUUUUGUAUGAUGCAUGUUGAGGAAUAAAUUGCCUUGGGUAACUUUGCUGUCUGCCGGUGUCUUAUAAAUAAAAAUAAUUUAGAGAAUGAUACAUUUCAUAUAAAACCACGUGUAGGAUCUUGGUUAGUCAGCCAGCUAACCAUGCCGUCUGACUGCACAAUUUUGGUUGUGAUUUAUUUUAGUUUCAAACAUCAUUAUGAAUAAAAUGAAAAUGAACUCUAA
Messenger RNA from Triplophysa dalaica, 4183 nucleotides. It is a transcript of the gene nrbp2b, whose product is annotated as nuclear receptor binding protein 2b. Gene Ontology annotation, cellular component: endomembrane system; cytoplasm. The record is from RefSeq and is a predicted model, not a curated record. The transcript is spliced from 18 exons. Gene Ontology annotation, molecular function: ATP binding; protein serine/threonine kinase activity. Gene Ontology annotation, biological process: protein phosphorylation; intracellular signal transduction; endoplasmic reticulum to Golgi vesicle-mediated transport. Bases 1509 to 3047 code for a protein of 512 amino acids. Lineage: Eukaryota; Metazoa; Chordata; Actinopteri; Cypriniformes; Nemacheilidae.